UUUCGAUCUUUUUUUUUUUUUUUUAUUUUACUUACUUGAUACCCACCCAUCAUCAUUCUCAUUUUCAUCAUCAUUUUUUUUUUUUUAAAAAAAAGCAUUAUUAUACUUACGUCAAUAUCAUGGGUUCAUCAUUUACUUCAACCAACACCAACGAACAAGUCAAUCAUCCUAACUCUACCAUGUCAUUGCCAGUAUGUCAAGGCCGUGGCAAAAACUAUUGUUUGAUUCAUCGUCGAUACUUUGAAACUAGCUGGUGUCCUGAUUGUCGAUCUCGUGCGCCAACUCGACCUCAAUAUUAAUAUUGAUUAUUUUGUUCAUGCGUCUUUUGUUGUUGCAGUAGUAUUUUCAAAGCAAACAUAUGAUGAUGACCGAUCUUAGCCGGUGUUUUAAAUAUACAUCUUGUAAUGAAUUUUCUCUCUAUAAAAAAAAAAAAAGAAGACCAAAAGAAAAAAAAGAAAAAACAAAAUGAUUAUCUCCUCCCUUCUCUCAUUACAUUAGUAUUAUACUUUUUUUUUUUUUUUCAUUCAUAUAUACACAUUUCCAUUUUUUUUUUUACUCAUGUCAAUUUAAUAAAAAUAUACAUAUACACUGUUUUGAUUCCCCACCAUUCA
Halteromyces radiatus is the source of this 611-nucleotide messenger RNA. RefSeq lists its product as uncharacterized. The record is from RefSeq and is a predicted model, not a curated record. Bases 120 to 299 code for a protein of 59 amino acids. NCBI's taxonomy places the organism in Eukaryota, Fungi, Mucoromycota, Mucoromycetes, Mucorales, Cunninghamellaceae. The transcript has a single exon.